UCUUUUGCUGCGUACCUCGCUUCGGCCGGCGUCGCGCUCUCUUCGCGUCCUCGGAGCCCGGACGCAAACCAUGGCGACCAAGGCCGUGUGCGUGCUCAAAGGCGACGGCCCAGUGCAGGGUACCAUCCACUUCGAGCAGAAGGGAAAUGAGCAAGUGGUGGUCUCAGGCCGCAUCACGGGGUUGACCGAAGGACUGCAUGGAUUCCAUGUUCACCAGUUUGGAGAUAACACACAAGGCUGUAUCAGUGCUGGUCCUCACUUUAAUCCUCUUUCCAAAAAACAUGGUGGGCCAAAGGAUGCAGAACGGCAUGUUGGAGACCUGGGCAAUGUGACUGCUGGCAAAGAUGGUGUGGCUGAAGUGCUUAUUGAAGACCCCCUGAUCUCGCUCUCAGGAGCCCAUUCCAUCAUCGGCCGCACCAUGGUGAUCCAUGAAAAAGAGGAUGACUUGGGCCGAGGUGGAAAUGAAGAAAGUACAAAGACGGGAAAUGCUGGAAGUCGUUUGGCUUGUGGUGUAAUUGGGAUCUCCCAAUAAACAUUCCCUCGGACAUGGUCUGAGUCCUAUCUUGCUAGCUGUAGAAACUGAACCUGACAAACAUUAAACACUGUACUCUUAAAAAAUUGA
Echinops telfairi (small Madagascar hedgehog) is the source of this 622-nucleotide messenger RNA. It is a transcript of the gene SOD1, whose product is annotated as superoxide dismutase 1. Gene Ontology annotation, cellular component: mitochondrion; nucleus; peroxisome. The coding region runs from base 71 to 532 and encodes 153 amino acids. The transcript has 5 exons. The record is from RefSeq and is a predicted model, not a curated record. Gene Ontology annotation, molecular function: superoxide dismutase activity; copper ion binding. Lineage: Eukaryota; Metazoa; Chordata; Mammalia; Afrosoricida; Tenrecidae. Gene Ontology annotation, biological process: removal of superoxide radicals.